Cololabis saira (Pacific saury) is the source of this 2712-nucleotide messenger RNA. Its product is annotated as E3 SUMO-protein ligase ZBED1-like. Bases 272 to 2134 code for a protein of 620 amino acids. Gene Ontology annotation, molecular function: protein dimerization activity; DNA binding. Lineage: Eukaryota; Metazoa; Chordata; Actinopteri; Beloniformes; Belonidae. The transcript is spliced from 3 exons. The record is from RefSeq and is a predicted model, not a curated record.
ACGAUUAAUUGCAUUUGCGAUAAUAUCGCGAUGUGAUAAAACGAGAUUUUCUAACCGCAAAGGCUGCGAUUUGACUGGUCACGUGAUCUGAUCAUGUAAAGGCUGAUUUAUGGUUCCGCGUUAUGCGUGCGCGUCGCCGCGUAACCUACGGCGUAGGCUACGCCGUCGAUUUAAGGCGGAACCAUAAAUCAGGCUUGACGCACGAGGGAGCAGAGUGGGAAGGCAGAGCCGGGAGAGAAAAAAAGUCAACGUCGCCGCGUACAUAUUUACAAUGGCCUCCGGCUCUGCAGAAGCUGACACAGCGGAAAGCUUGGUACCCAAGAGAAGCAGCACGUCAGCUGUAUGGAAUUAUUUUGGAUUUAAAAGGGAAGAUGCUGCGCAACGUCAGGUAUUUUGCAAAACGUGCCUUGCUGCGGUGGCUACCUCACGAGGUAACACCACGAACCUGUUCCAGCAUUUAAAAAAACACCACAAAGCCACGUAUGAUAGUUGCAUGGCUAGAAUGCCAACGACCAGUGCUUCACCUAAGCCAAGUACCAGCCGACAGGGAUCACUGACCGACCUGUUCGAGAGUAUUACUCCUUACGAGCAUAACUCGAAGCGGCACGCAGAAAUAACUCUGGCAAUAACGGAGUUCAUAGCCAAGGACAUGAUGCCCAUUCGUGUAGUGACCACACCUGGGUUUAUUGAUUUGGUACGCACACUGGAUAAGCGGUACCGAAUGCCGUCACGCACACAUUUUAGCCAGGUAGCCAUACCUGCGCUAUAUAAAAAAUGCAGACAGAGAGUUGCAGCGGAGCUGAAAACAGUGGAGUUUUUUGCAACGACCACUGAUCUUUGGUCAAGCCGCACAACUGAGCCAUACCAAAGUCUAACGGUGCAUUUUAUCGACCAAGACUUAAAACUCAAGGCUCGCUGUCUUCAAGUGUCCUACUUCCCGGACGACCACACGGGAGAAAACAUUGCAGCCGGCCUGAGAGAGGGUCUCGCCGGCUGGGAUCUACCGGAAGAAAACCACGUCUGCAUAACGACGGACAACGCAGCUAAUAUGGUGCUGGCAGCACAGCUGAACGACUGGACCAGACUGCAGUGUUUUGGGCACAGAUUACAUCUUGCCAUCGGACAUGCACUCAAAGAUGACAGAGUCUCAAGAGCAGUAGGGCUGUGCAAGAAGGUGGUGGGGCACUUCUCCCACAGUUGGAAGAAGAAGGCAGCAAUGAGUGAAGCACAGAGGGAGCUCAAACUUCCUGAGCACAGUCUUAUUACUGAAUGCCCAACAAGAUGGGGAUCCAAGGAAAUGAUGAUUGCCAGGGUGCUAGAGCAGCUCAAAGCCAUUUCGCAGGUGUUGUCCGGUGACCGAUACGCACGCUCCCUCAUCCCAACCUGGCAGGAUAUUGACGUGUUGGAGUCUAUUCACAAGGCACUGCAUCCUCUCCUGGACUUUACAGAUGCUCUCUCAGGAGAGGAGUAUGUGAGCAUCUCCUACCUCAAACCAGUUCUUCACCUUCUAGCCACAUCAAUCCUGGCUGAAGAUCAAGAGGACACUGACCUGACUAGGUCAAUCAAAAAUAAGGUCCUGGCAUACCUCAAUGAAAAGUACAAGGACCCCAUCAUCCAGGAGCUUUUGGAUGUUGCAUCCUUCCUGGAUCCCAGGUUUAAAACCCGGUACAUCACUGCGGACAACAUUCCCACCGUUAAGACCCGACUCAAGGCUGAAAUGUUGGAAUCAGCAAGGCGUGCAUAUAACCAGGAGAAGAGGUCUCGAACCGAAAGCACUCAAAGUGCACAGCCCUCUGGCGAGAAGGUGAAGAAGUCUCUUGGCAGCUUCUUCAAGACUGCUGUGGCCUCUUCUGCUUCUCCCGUGCAACCUGAAGAUGUCGCUGAGGCAGAGUUAAAUAGUUACCUCAUGACCCCUGCCAUUGAUGGAGAAGAUGACCCCUUGGCCUGGUGGAAGGUGCACAAGAUCAACUUUCCACGACUGUGCAAUAUGGCCCGCAAGUACCUCUGUGUCCCUGCCACAAGUGCUCCUUCAGAGCGUCUUUUCAGUGCUGGAGGGAAUAUCGUUACUUGCACUCGCUCAUCUUUAAAACCAGCAAAAGUUGACAUGCUGGUUUUCCUGGCAAAAAAUCUGUGAUCUCCUGAGAGCCAUACAGAAGAAUUUGCACUUUAAUAUGUUGUGUGCUGCUGUUACUGAGUGAAUAUAUUUUCAUUGAAUGUUCAGGAAGGUUUUUUUUUUCCUCCUUAAAAUUUAAUAGUAACAUACACUAGUUUGUUUUGUGUUCAUCGGGAGUUAAUGCCCAGUUGGUUAAAGCAGAUAUUUGUUGUUUUUACUUUUCCUGCACUGAAGUGUGUGUGAUGUUACUGACUGGAGAUCGGUAGCUUUAUUUUUUAUAUCUGUGUAUUUUAUUUAUUUAUUUAUAGACUGUCCUGCUAAGUUAGACAGUGUUUAAGAAGUGCAAUCCACAUGUUUACAUAUGUUUUGUGAAAUGUGAAGUUAGACAUGUUAAAGAGGUAAAGCCACAGUUUUGUUUUCUUGUUAUCUGUGCUUUAAAUAAAUCUGAUAUUGUUUAUUAUGAAACAGAUUGAUUUAUUGCUUGUGUAGUUGAAAAAUACAUGAGAAACAGGACCUUGAAAAAAUAAUCGCAUCUUAAAUCGCAAUCGCAAUAUUGAGGAAAAAAAUCGCAAUUAGAUUAUUUUCAAAAAUCGUUCAGC